AUGGCGGCCGCGCGCCCCCCGCCCACCCGGUUCCACGCGGUCCACGGGGCCAACGUGCGCGUGGACGCCUCCGGCACUCGGGCCACCCGCGUGGAGAGCUUCGCCCACGGGCUGUGCUUCAGCCACCGGCCGCUGGAGCCCGGGCAGAUCUUCCUGGUGGAGAUCGAGGAGAAGGAGCCCGGCUGGUGCGGCCACCUGCGGGUGGGGCUGACCGCCCACGACCCCCGCAGCCUGGCCCCGGUGCCCGAGCACGCGCUCCCGGACCUGGUCGGCCUGGGGGACAGCUGGGUCUUCGCCAUCACCCGCAACCACAACCGGGUGACCGAGGCGCCGGCCGGCGGGCCGGGGCUCCUCCGCGGGCCCCACCUGCUCAUCGGGCCGGUCCGCAUCCCCCGCGACAAACUGGUGGGCCGAAGCCGGCCGGGCCGCUACAGCCACAUCCUGGACGAGCUGUACAAGACCAACGUGCUGCCGGCCACGGCCCGGAAGAGCCGGAUCGGGGUGCUGUUCGCGCCGCAGCCGGACGGGACGGCCGACAUGCACAUGGUCAUCAACGGGGAAGACAUGGGGGCCAGCGCCAGGGGUCUGCCCGGCUCCCGCCCCCUCUACGCCGUGGUUGACCUCUUUGCUUCCACCAAGAGCGUCCGGAUCAUCCAGGUGGAGUACGGCUUGCCCUCCCUGCAGACGCUCUGCCGCACAGCCGUCCAGAAACACAUCACCCACCGCCUGGCCAUCGAGGAGCUGAACUUGCCUCCCCUGUUGAAGAACCUCUGCAAGUACGAAUGA
Molecule: messenger RNA, 786 nt
Organism: Protobothrops mucrosquamatus (brown spotted pit viper)
Lineage: Eukaryota; Metazoa; Chordata; Lepidosauria; Squamata; Viperidae
Gene: NEURL2
Product: neuralized E3 ubiquitin protein ligase 2
Exons: 2
Coding region: 1-786 (261 amino acids)
Biological process (GO): intracellular signal transduction
Molecular function (GO): ubiquitin protein ligase activity
Source: RefSeq, a predicted model, not a curated record